GAGGAGGAGAAGGCAGAAGAGGAGGAGGAGAAGGCAGAAGAGGAGGAGGAGGAGGUGGAAGAGGAGGAGGAGGAGAAGGGGGAGGAGGAGGAAGCAGAGGAGGCGGCGGAGGUGGAAGAGGAGGAGGAGAAGGGGGAGGAGGAGAAGGCAGAAAAGGAGGGGGAGGAGGAGGUGGAAGAGGAGGCGGCGGCGAAGGGGGAGGAGGAGGAGGCAGAGGUUUAGAGGGGUGAUUGUGAAGGGCCUUAUUUCUUAUUUUUGGGGCGACCAUUUGAGCCAUCGUAUGAAUUGCUCAUUUGGGCGAUCCAUAUGUAAAUAAAAUUCAGAUGUUGUAGGGCAAAAAAAAAAAAAGGUCCACAACAAGAAGGACCGACUAUGGACGACUGUUGGACAACAAUGCUGAAGUUCACAAUGCUUGGCAACACGGCUCAUAGUACUUUCAUACAAAAGGAGGGCGAAGACCCCUCCUAAAUAAAUUUAAGAUUCGAAC
Molecule: messenger RNA, 487 nt
Organism: Chara braunii
Lineage: Eukaryota; Viridiplantae; Streptophyta; Charophyceae; Charales; Characeae
Source: the annotation of a GenBank genome assembly